AUGUCUGAUACAAAUAUCCCCGCCUCUCUCGAGGGGGUAGGCUAUGGCAUAGUCAUCGGCGUGGGUGCAAUAUUCGCUAUUGGCAUGUCCCUUACAUCUUGGCUCCUGAGUCGAUAUAUGAAUGAAGUCCAGGACUCUGAAAUGUUCAUGACAGCAAAGCAUUCCGUCAAAUCAGGCUUGACUGCAUCUGCUGUGGUCUCUUCCUGGACCAUUGCCACCACUCUUCUUACUAGUACGACUUAUGGGUAUCAGUAUGGCGUGGCUGGGCCAUUCUGGUACGCCGCGGCAGCCUGUGUCCAAAUUCUCCUCUUCUCUGUCGCCGCGGUUGAGCUGAAGCGAAAGGCUCCAAAUGCCCAAACAUUCCUUCAGGUUGUCAAGCUCCGCUAUGGUACAUCGGUGCAUCUUCUUUACACGGCUUACUCGGGCGUUUAUCAAAUAAUCAAUACGGUCAAUCUUCUGGUGGGUGGCUCGGCGGUCUUUUCAUCCAUGUCUGGUGUGAAUCGAGACGCAAUCUGCUAUCUCUUUCCUGUGGGAGUCAUUAUUUACACCUUGAUGGGAGGAAUCAAGGCCACAUUUAUCACUGAUUGGGUCCACACGGUCAUGAUCUAUGUUAUCAUGCUGAUUUCCCUGUUCGUAUUUUAUACGACCUCGAGCGUCGCCGGAUCGCCCUCCCGAGUAUGGGAACUGCUCAAAGAAGCAUCUUCCUUGCACCCUGUCGACGGAAAUGCCGACGGCCAGUACCUGACAAUGAGGUCACAGGAAGGUGGAUACGUCGGCUUGGUAUUCAUCGGGGCAGGAUUUGCAGCAUGCGUUGACAGCCAGUUAUUCCAAAAAGCGAUCGCAAGUGAUCCACGCACAACCUCCGUUGGAUACAUCAUCGGUGGUCUGUCAUGGUUCACCAUUCCUUUCGUUCUCGCCAGUACAUACGGACUCGCUGCAGCAGCUCUCGAGCAUCUGCCUAGCUGGCCUACAUACCCGAACAGAAUGAACGACUACGAGAUUUCCUCUGGUCUAGCAAUGCCCUACGCAGCUUACGCUCUGAUGGGUGAUGGCGGAGUCGUGGCAGUCUUGCUAAUGAUCUUCAUGGCUGUCACUAGCGCAAUGUCCUCCGAGACCGUGGCAACCACGGCACUGGUGACCUACAACAUCUACCAGGCUUAUAUCAAGCCUAACGCUUCUGGACGGAGCCUGCUUUAUUUCUCGCACUUUGUGACGGUGGGAUUUGCCAUUUUCUGCUCUUCGAUUGCGGUCGCAUUCAACCACGGAGGAUUCAGCGUUGGGUUUCUCAUAACGGCGAUUGGUAUCUUCGUCGACGCGGCCAUCCCUUUCUCACUCCCAUCAUGGGCUCGAUUGCGGGGGGUUCUCGCGUGGUUUCUGACGACCCAUUCUCUCUACGAUGUCAUAAGUGUCGCGACCUUGAGUGAAAAUUUACCACUGGUCGCAGGUAAUAUCGUUGCACUUGGAUCACCUCUAGUUCUCACACCCUUACUCACCUUUCUAAGGCCGGAGGACUUCGACUGGCAGAUUUUCAAGGAUGGAAUCAAACGGGGUGACGACGAGCAGAUACAAGUUCCAGUGGACGAUGAGAGCAACAAAGAUCCGACCAGAAGGACAGCAAGAGAGAUGCACGAGGAGCAAGAGGACGAAGCUACGCUCAUCUCUGCUCGGAACCGGUCGAUCUAUCUUUCUAUAUUCCUCACCUUGUCGCUUGUCAUCCUCUGGCCGAUCCCAAUGUAUGGAACAAGCUACAUCUUCAGCUCCGGCUUCUUUACGGGCUGGGUUGCGUUUCUUUUUAUCUGGGCCUUCCUUGCUGCCGGCAUAAUUGUUCUGUUGCCAAUCUGGGAGGGUAAGAUGCAAGUAUAUGUUCUGUUGAAGAAGGUUUUCGGAUCCCCAGAGGAACUAGACAGUGAGCCGGUGACGACCCUUACAUUGGGAGAACUGGAAGACAUGACUACUAGUACCACCGAGAAACCGCCUGUUGAUAGCGCUAAAGCAGUGGUGUGA
This is a messenger RNA of Penicillium chermesinum, 2004 nucleotides long. RefSeq names its product sodium:solute symporter family protein. Gene Ontology annotation, molecular function: spermidine transmembrane transporter activity; urea transmembrane transporter activity; putrescine transmembrane transporter activity. Gene Ontology annotation, biological process: putrescine transport; urea transmembrane transport; spermidine transport. The record is from RefSeq and is a predicted model, not a curated record. The transcript has 4 exons. Bases 1 to 2004 code for a protein of 667 amino acids. Gene Ontology annotation, cellular component: plasma membrane. NCBI's taxonomy places the organism in Eukaryota, Fungi, Ascomycota, Eurotiomycetes, Eurotiales, Aspergillaceae.